CUCUCACACACAGAGAGAUACACACAAUACAAAAUAUACUCUCUUUCUCUCUCUAUAUCUCUCUGUGGACCAGAAAUUGAGCAACAAUUGAACGCGUGAACGGAUCAAAACGGCUUCUUUGGAACCCCCCAGAAGUAACCAAAACCGAAAGGCGUUGCUUGCACGAUCUUUCCGUCUCUUUCUCUUUUCUAUCUUCGUAUAUAAAUGCGCGUAUAUUUUGAGAGCGAUCGCUUUCAAACCGGAGAAUUGAAUUAUACUAAUAAUUGACGGAUAAGGUGGGCUGAUUCCUGUUGCUACUUUCAUUUCCCUGGCUGGCAUCGCAUAAUUCAAUUAUUCGUUAAUUCUCUUGCGCUUUUCCUUUGCUUUCUGGUGAAGCAGUAAAGAAGAAAGGUAGGAGGAAGAAAGUUUCACGCUUGUGUUUGUUGAAAGGCUUCGGAUUCCGAUUGGUGAUCAGGUGCCGAUUUUAGGAUUUUUUGUUUCCUAGCUCCCUGUCACGGUCUCUGUUUGCAUGGCUGAAGCAAGUGAUGAUUCUCUGGUUACUCCCACGAAAAGUGAUGGGAGUGUGAACAAUGAUUUGGCUGGGAAUCAGGAUUCUGCGAGUAAUGGGCGCAGCACUGAUGCCCAUAAUCUUGGAGCAUCUGUUGGUUCCCGUGGUCGGGGGAACAGUUCCUUGAGGAGUUCUGCAGACAAAUUGGUGUCUUCCAAUGGCAAUGAAAAAGUGGUUCCUCAUUAUCUCAGAGCAUCUACUGGCUCUUGUCAUGAUUUCUGUAAAUUUGGAAAGCACCAUUUAGAUGAAAGUAAAGCAAGUAAGCCUUUCCGGAAAAGGAUUGCAAAACUGUCUCCUGAUCAUAUACCUGUUGAGAUACGGGUUGCAGGUGACAAGAAGAAGAAGGAGGUGGUUUUGAGUGGUGAGGAGACGAGAGAGGUGGCCGCCGGUGGCAAGAAGAAAGAUGUGGUGGCGGCAGGUGGCAAGAAAAAAGAUGUGGGGGUUGCAGGUGGCGAGAAGAGAGAAGAGGUGGUCGCACGUGGCAAGAAGAAGAAAGAGGCUUUUUUGAGUGGCGAGAAGAAGAGAGGGGUUGUCACAGGUGGUGAGGAGAAGAGAGAGGUUGUCGCAGGUGGCAAGAAGAAAGAAGUGGUGGCCACAGGUGGCAAGAAGAAGGAAGAGGUGGUCGCAAGUGACAAAAAGAAGGAAGAGGUGGUCGCAAGUGACAAAAAGAAGGAAGAGGUGGUUUUGAGUGGCGAGGAGAAGAGAGAGGUGGUCGCAGGUGACGAGAAGAAGGAAGAGGUGGUCGCAGGUGACGAGAAGAAGGAAGAGGUGGUCGCAGGUGACGAGAAGAAGGAAGAGGUGGUCACAGGUGACCAGAAGAAAGAAGAGGUGGUCACAGGUGACCAGAAGAAAGAUGAGGUGGUCGCAAGUGAUGAGAUGAUGGAAGAGGUGGCAAGUGAUGAUAAGAUGGAAGAGGUGGUUUCAGGUAUCGAGACAAUGGAAGAAUUUGUUAAUCAUGGACCUCCAAUCAAUGUGAAAGUCUGUUCGACUAGCUUGAGGUCAUCCCUUGAUACCGAAUCUUAUACCUCAAAGCCGAAAACAUCCUUGAGCAAAGAAAAGGAAACAAAGCACGGGCCUUCAACAUAUACCAACAAUAGUUCACCUAGAGUUCCUUCUUCAAAUUCUAAAUCUAAUCUGCGGACACCUAAACUGUCCAAAACUUCCUCCUCAAAGCAAAAUGGCUCUUCUGGCAGUAAGACUAUUUUGCCAAAGUGCAAGUCUUCAUCGGCUAAGAAAUCUCCUUCAGUGGAUCCCCCAGAAAUUUUCAAGAGUGUAUACUUUCCCCAUACUGAAGUUGAAGAUUCAGUGAAACAAGGUUCCUCAAUCGAUGAUAAAAUAUCAAAAACAAGGAAAAAGACAACUUCUGCAGCCAAGCAGCGGUUGUCUCCUGUGAAGUUGAAACCUGUUAAGGUUAAGCCAUCAUAUUCUCCUAAUGAUUCAGAUGGUAUGCAUGGAAAAGGCAGAAGUAACAGCAAUGUUCAACCAGGCAGAAAAUUGAUGACAGCCAAAGCAUCUGCAAAGAAGACAUUGACACCUCCUCCUGCUACUCUGCUGUCUAAGCUUCCUUUGAAAACGACAGCACAAAUCAAUUCGGGAAAACGUGGAAACUUGAAAUUGGCAUCUCCUCUGAAGGAUCCCAAUAGGAUACGAAGGGUUAAUACUAAGGCAUCUCAGAGUGAGAAGGUUACUGAGAAAAAGCUGCAUGUCAUCAGGGUUGGAGCUGGCAACAAUGUCUCUGAGACAUCACCUAAAUCUCCACUAUCAGCCGAAUCAUCAUCUCGUGGAAAAUCUUUGUCAUUAUCAUCUUAUGAAGAGGACAAUUCAGAGAUGGAGGAGAGCUCUGUUAAAACACACAAACUAAUCUCCAAGAACUCGCUGAAGACUGUCAAAGAAGCACCUGUGAAAGAGAAUCCUAAGAAGACAGUGCGAAAGAACAGGGUGGUUGUUGCGGGAGAUAAACAUAUCUCUCCUGUGAAAGUGAAGUUCAGAAUGGGGAAGGUAGUGGAACUUCAGUCCGAUAAUAAUACUCCUAGGAAGCUUAUAUUUAGAAGGGCAAGGGUCUUAGGAGUAGAAGAAAGUAAUCUGAGGAGGAAAACCACGAAAAAAGCGGGAGUCACUAGUGACACAGCUGGUACAGGGGUUUUGCCUCAAAAGGUUGUUUUAAAGCAUCAAGAUGUUCAAGGUAAGAAAGAUGCUCAAGGUUUAUUGAACAAUGUCAUCGAGGAGACAGCUAGUAAACUCGUCGUGAGUAGGAAAAGUAAGGUUAAAGCCCUGGUGGGAGCUUUUGAAACCGUGAUCUCUCUACAAGAAAGUAAACCUUCCACACAAGUUGUGAGUUAAUUGUGAAUAUUUUCUUAUCUUGUUUCUGACGGUAUAGAGUGACUGAAUAAUGGUGAGGUGUGAAUAUCGAAGCCGUGUCUGCUUGAUACUAUGAUAUGUGCAAUCCUAGCUGAGGUUAGAACAAGAAAGCCUCGGUGGCUUUGCUGUACGGUGUUCUUGUGUUGAGUGGUUUGUCUAGCCUUCUCGAUCAGGCUCGGAAAACCACUCAGCUGAGGCUGUUUUUUUUCUUUCUUCUUUCUUAGCUUUUAGACUGAAAGAAAAGUGGGAGAUGGUAAACUAUAAAGGUUUUUGGAUGUAGUUGUCUUCCAUGAGGUGAUGAAACUUGGUAUAACUUAAGUAUGUUUUGGAGUUGACCAAACACAUGCUUUGUGUUGGUUUUGUAGUGACUCUCUAGCUGUGAAUUGAAGUGUUUUAAUCAUCUAAUUGAUGAUGAAUGGCUUAUAUAUUCUUUGACAGAAGCUGGAUUAUUGUUACUCUUACUGAUAUUGUUAAGUUUGUAAUUUGUUUUGGGAUUAUAAAGCUCUUAACACUUACGUA
Salvia splendens (bonfire salvia) is the source of this 3424-nucleotide messenger RNA. Its product is annotated as enolase-phosphatase E1. Lineage: Eukaryota; Viridiplantae; Streptophyta; Magnoliopsida; Lamiales; Lamiaceae. The record is from RefSeq and is a predicted model, not a curated record. Bases 509 to 2887 code for a protein of 792 amino acids. Gene Ontology annotation, molecular function: calmodulin binding. The transcript has 3 exons.